Messenger RNA from Xenia sp. Carnegie-2017, 3884 nucleotides. Its product is annotated as protein SMG8-like. Bases 44 to 3250 code for a protein of 1068 amino acids. Lineage: Eukaryota; Metazoa; Cnidaria; Anthozoa; Malacalcyonacea; Xeniidae. The transcript is spliced from 19 exons. The record is from RefSeq and is a predicted model, not a curated record. Gene Ontology annotation, biological process: nuclear-transcribed mRNA catabolic process, nonsense-mediated decay.
AUAUGGCGGAUUAAAACAUCUUCAACUGUCUUCAACAUUUGCGAUGCAAUUUUGGAAACAAGGUUACUCUGUUGCUAGUAUAGAUUCUUUUAGUGAGUUAGCUAGCUGCAAACAAUGUUUUGCCGAUGAUAAAGUUUGUGUUGUUGGUUUAUUUGGAAAUGGUCGAUCAGGAGUGCAAGGCAAAGCAUUUUAUGCUAAUUCAGCAGUUGAACGAAAUGUCUUUCAGGGAGAAAAUUUUUUCAAGAUGACAAACUUACAGUCGUGUGAAAUUGAAAUUUUUCAUGAUGUGGAACAAAGGACAUUGUAUUUACAUCUUGUAACAAUACAUGAUGGGGCAAUGUUGAAUAAACUAUGCAAUAUACUGCAUCAAAAUAUACCAUUUAGUGAAACACACAAAGUUUGGCAACAUCAUGAAUAUCAAUAUGCUAAAGCAUUGUUGUUCAUGUUUUCUGUUUGCCACAUCAUGGUGUUGAUGCAUCCAACUCAGACAUUUGACGUUACCUACAUCAGAUUGUUUAAACUAAUUGCUAAUACAAGGCAAUUGUUGAUAACAAUACUAAGCCAAGAGCUGAGCUGUGUUGAAGAAAUUCAUGAUAUAUGGAAACAAACAGGACGACCAUGCAUACCUAGACUCUUACUGUCCUUUCAACAGAACACAAACUCGAAGCUGUCAUGCAGAAAUCUUGAAGAGAUGGGGUCAAAUCCAGAUUCUUAUGCUAGCCGUACAAAGAUUAAGUCUCAGGCUUCGACUAAAAGCCCUCUGAUCAAUCUUCAACAUGCUUUGGAAGACCAAGUGUACAGUAUCAUGAGAAAAAGUCGGUUGCUGGGAAGCCUAAGCUCAAGUUCUUUAUUUACUGUCACCUCAAGUCAUAAUUUCGUGCACGUCCAAGCAACAGAAAUCUCUCGCUCCGCAGACACCUUGAAUAUUUUGCUUAAAAAGUUGCCGUUUCCAGAUUUGCCAGAAAGUCUAAGUUCUGGCCAUUUUUGCAAACGCAAUUCCGACUUAACAGAAACGAACGCCGACUCCGGUCACGUGAUCUUCCGAGAUUUCUUGAGGGAACAAAUUGAUAACCUUAUGACCGGUGAUGGCCGUGAUGGUUUGGCGGAAGGACGUCGAGGCACUCACGUUGAGGUUCCUACGAUCAGGCAGUGGGCAAAGGUGUGUGUAGCCGUGUUUGGAUAUCUUAUGAGCGAACGUAGUGACGAGAACAGCCAUCUUAUGUCUCUAGCCGCCAACUUGGAUCUUGAGAUGAAAUUUUCGGAAGCGCGUUGUCGUAAAGUUUUGCCACUAGCCACAAGUGCGUACCAUGAUAAACUACCCUCUCACUAUACAGAAAGUGUUCAUAUCAGUCAGCUAAACCAAGCACUUCACGUGUUUGCAUUGAACGCCCGAGGUCCUGCGUAUGAAAAAUAUGUGCUCCAGCUACAAGAUGAUUGCAACAAGAUGUGGUUGAAUGGAAGGCAGCUGUGUGAAGUUCGCAGUCUCAAAGGUCGACAUUGCAUUUAUCCGUUCCACAUCGUCCCUGGACAACAGAUUGUCGACAGUCCUUUCAUUGAUAAGAGUAAUAUAUCUUGUAAGCCACACUCCAGUCGUAUCACAAGUGUCUGUGCUUGUAAUUGUGGAAAAAUGCAGGCUCAGCGGGAGGACCCCUUUGAUUUGAAGGCAGCUAACUACGAUUUCUUUCAAGCAAUGGAGGAGAAAUGCUGCUCUACAUUACCUCAUUUCUCUUUCCCCUGUCAUCCACCAAAACCAGUAGAAUCCCAAGGUGUUCCUCAAACGCCUUCAUCAUCGAAGUUAACGUCCUUGUCAUCUCAAAAAACAACACAUGCAACGAGCACAGUACGGUUGAAUAAAGACGCUAAAGAGUUUGUAUCCAAUCUUGCAAAGAUAAAGGAUAUAGGUAGCCUUACACCUGGAUUCUUAAAUAAUGGAGCUGCCACGGCUGCUUCUGAUGCCACACAUGCAACGGUUAUUUCAAAUCUUACGGAUGUGCCAGGUCCUGUUGCUGAAUUUCAUCCUCCUAACUCCACGAGUACCCAAAAUACAUUAACUUCGAAUGCCGAAACUGUGUCGAAUUCGUCAGGCAUCACGAGUCCACCAAUCAAUAUUAAUUUGUCUAGCAAUCCAAAUUUUCCAUCCGGCUCAUUGUUGAGUGAAAGUUUCCCGUCAUUGUCUGGACUUGAGUCAAACUAUCAUAAAAGCACCACGUCUUCGGGAUAUCAUGGCAACAGCUCUCCUGCGGCCAUUGAUCGGAUGAGCAGUGACACGAAUGAACCUGAAGAGAACAGGUUAACUAGACAAAAUUCUUUAAUUGAAUCUACUGAUCAUUUGGAAUGUAUGCUCAGCAACGAGCUCACUGGCACUAGAUUGCCAUUAUAUAGUAGCUGGUCUCUUUGUCGUCUUGGAAACGCCAGUAGCUAUCAAGUGUCGAAAGGUCUUGAGCAGCCGGGAUUUUUUCCUGGUAGUAAUUUUCUCUUGCCAUGGGACAUUCCGCUGUUAAACGAGAACCAAACGGGACUUAGUAGCUUUAUUGAUGGAAAUGUUAAACACCCGGGAGUAAAGACUGCCGGUGUUGAUGCGUGGCCUGCACCCAAUGAAUUGCUAAAUGCAAACAGCAGUACUGGCCUGCCUCUUUACCAGACCCUCGCUUAUGCAUCUCGGCAGUGUACAGACUAUAAAGUCAAUCCGUUGCCCAUAUGCCUUCCUUCACAAAUCACCACGAAGAGCAAUGUUGCUAAAGCGCAGCGACGUCAAUUUCCCACCGUGAGAGCAUACAUUGGAAAUGAAUACGAGUGUGCUCGUGGCCAUAGAUUCAUUUGCUCUGCUGAAGAUAAAAUGGUAAAGGCCAACAGUUCUGGUGUCGUAAAGGAAAGUGGAAUACGGUUAGUCGAUUCAGACAUGCCAUUAUAUUUUCCGUGCCCAUGUCGUACAACGAAACCGUUCCUUGCUCAAUUGACAAGACUUUUCAUCGUGACGCCUGAGUCACCCAUACUAGUCACUCUCAAUCCACGCGUACAACCUGCUCCUUCACCGUGUCCAAUCUUUUAUACGGGUGUAAAUUCAGUUAUUACCCUACCGCCUGCUAGUUUGUGCGUUCUUCGUUUACCUUUCGUGUAUGUCGGGUUACAAGGACCCAUCUCGCAUCCUGCUGAUAAUCAACCUCUGAUGAAUUCGCGUCUACUCCGAGGGACGUAUGGUGUUAUGGCCACAGAGCGAAUAUUGGAAAAAAGGACACCUGGGGAUAGUUGAGUUUUUGGAUGCUUAAUCCGGGUUACCUAUGGUGUUAUCGCCAGCUGAGAUAUGCUGGUAGAAAAAGGACAUGGGGUUGAGUUCUUAACUCAGAAUUUUUUAGAUGGCACUUGUUGGAUGACUUCCUUUGGUGGACCAGAUGUAACACUUGGAUUGAAAGCUUUAGUGACCUUCGUUCGUGUAGAUAAAAUACACCACACAUGCAAUGAGCAAGCAUAUUCGAUCUCUAUUAUUUUGCUUACCAUGAAUUCCAACAUACAUAAUGUGCAUUAGGAAAUCCAUGGUUAGAUAUGUCAUAAUCGACCUUUGUAUCUGAUCGUCUGCUUACACAUCACAAACAUGAUGCAUAAAUAACGAUGAACUUAUGUCACUCAUUGUUAACCGAACGUACUACGAAGGCGUAAAUGUUCGGAUUAUUUCAACAUUAUCAACUUUGAAUAGUCAUCUUUAAGUUUAUAGUGAUAUACAUCCGUUUCCAUAACGCCUCAACGUUAUUUAUUAAGUGCCAAAAUUUGAAGUCAACAACAUCUCAACACUUCUAUGGCUAAGCGAACAACUUAAGGCUUCCUUUAUUUGAUAAGCAAUGUAAAUUUUGAUGUUUAUUAUUUGCGUAAUAACAUAAAACAAUGGUCAA